GCAAUUGAACUGACGGGCCAUUUCCAGGUUAUUAUCUCUCCGUACGUCAGUCAGGGCAGGGCAUUUAGCAGAAAAAACAAAAACAAAAAAGGGAGCCGUCACCUGCACUAUUACAUGUCAAUGCUGUCAAGACGCCUCCCGCACCCGGCCCUUUUCGCACGCUGCUCCCACCAUCAUGACGGUGAGGUCGUCCAACGCCGUCGAGCAGGCCGUCGAGAAGGCCCUUGAGCAGCCCGACGUCGGCACAAGAAACCCCGAGUCGCCGGCCGCCUGGCCCCCGAAUUCGACAUCACCGCUCUCUCCCGCGUCGCACACGACCUCGACCUCGAUGGCCUCGUCUGCCUCGCCAUUCUCCUCGUCCUCGCCCUUGCCCUCGGCCUCCAUUGCCGCGCAAGCAUCUACCCCUUUGUCCGUGAACACGAGCGAUACAUCAUCCUCGUCGGACCCCGUUGGGGGGGCCAAGCCGCCCGUUGCCGCUCAAGGUACCAGGUUGCUGACUCCGUCUAGGAGCAUGGAGGCGCUGAGGCGCACCGGGAACCUCAGCCGCAGCAGCAGCAGCAACAGCACGGUCCCAGUUGCAUCUGCUGCGGCAGGUCCCACUACCAGCGUUAGCGCCAUGGUGGAAUCGUUCGAGCAGCUGCAUAGGAAGAACUCAAACAGUAAUUUGGGAUACGAGCUGCUCCGGACAAAAAGUGCAGGCCACCACCGCCCACCCGCGCUCGUGUCUCCCCCGUCGACCCUUUCGCCCUCCCCAUCCGUCUCGCGUUCUCCCUCGCCCGCCCCUGCCAAAAGCGCAUCAGCUGCGAGCGAGGCUUUGACUGGGGACGGUCUUGGCGCUGCAGACCAACAGAAACCCAAAGCGGAUGUUGCGCCCCAAGAGCCAAACAGCACCCCCCCGCCGCAGGCCGCCGCUGCAACGUCGAAUCCUGCCCCGUCAGCACCGGCCUCGGGCGCCGCUCAGGCACGCGAUGGUCCGAGUCUGCCUCCCUCAACCGCCCCUGCAGAAUCUCCCCCUCAUACCGUCAUCGCCGACACCACCUUGGUCCGACCGACGCCGUUUGCGGGCUCGCCGCAACGACGUAGCCGCGCCCUCUCCAACACGAUCGGGCAGCCAAUUGUUCGCACAUCGUCGAAUGCGAGCGUGACCCUCAGCCACCCAUCUCCCGAUUCGAACAGGCUCUCGCAAGCCGGGAACUACCUGGGCAACAUCGCCGCGCUCGAAGCCACCGCCGAGCGCCUGUCCAUGACGAGCAGCAUCGAGGACGCCAUCCGCGAGGAACACAACGAACUCAAGCGCAGCGAGAGCCGGCGUUCGUCGGUUCUGCGGACUCGGGCCGCUUCAGCAUCCGACAACGGGUCAGUUCAUGGGCAGCCACCGCUCUCGGCCGCGAGCAGGCAAAAUUCCAUCCUGGGGAUGAACAACGCUGCUCGGUCGGGUGGCUAUUCGCCCGGUGGUUUCGUCAUGAGCCCCCAUCAUUCCAUGUCGGCGGCUUCUGGCCGACUGCGGUCGGGCAGCAAGGCGAGCUCCACCGGCGUGCCGUCCAACAUUCCCGAGAAUGCAGAAGACACGUCUGAGCCUCCGGCGGACCACGAACACCAGCCAGAAUACCGCUUCCUCGCGCGUCACGGCCCGGGAAAGGCCUCAACCAGGAGCGUCGCCAGCAGGCUGUCUCUAGCACAGAUCGCCGAGCUCGAGCAUCCCACUGCCCUGACCAAGGAGGCUUUUGACGAGGCGGACCGCGCCGCUGCGGCCGGAGAAUUCCCAGACGUCGACGAUGACAUUCGCAAUAGCGCCCGUCAGAUCAUCGAAGCCGAGUUCGCCGGUGCUGCGGACGAGCCCAUGCCCGAGCGUCAUGAUCUCCAUAGCGGACCAACCCGCCGGCUGCAACUUCACCAGCCGGACCAGUACCACCAGUACCACCCCGACCACCCCGGGCGUUACGGAGCACACCGUCCCGACGAUGACAGACCGACAACGUCGGGGUCUGGCACAACCUACGAGCAAGCCCAGGCGGCCUUUGGCGAUUUUGACGGAGUGCACUGUGACCCAGAUGCCACCGACUCGGCUUCCCAGCCAGAGGCGGAACGCCGGGAACCGCUCCUGCCGCCCCAGCCUGCCCCCGCCCGUCCACCUACGACCUACAUCGACCCGGCCACGGGGCAGCAGAUGCUCUACUAUCCAGCUCCUGUACCUGCUAUGCUUAAUCUCCCCCCGAAGCUGUCCAAGAAGCCAAAGAAACCGGCUCGGGACACCCGCCACUCUCAGGUCGCCGGCGCCGUGCCCAAGACAGUCCGUCAGUCCCGCUUUCAUCUGCCCGACCCUACCGCCGCUUUGCGUGGGAGCGACGAUGGUGGCUUGUCUCUGGGAUCGUUGCUCGGGAAGAGUAGCGAGGACACUGACUUGACGCCCCGACCUUCUGGGACGGAAGAAGGAGAGGCGGAUUGCCUUGCAAGAGCCAGACGAACAUCGGAGGCCAGCACCAUCCACCCGCCGGCAGGGCAACGCGAGAUUCGUCAGCCGCAGCGUCUGACGGACCCCGAAAACCGCAAGUCUCGCCCGAUCCCUGCCGAGGGAAUGCCGCCUCAGCUGCGUGCGAGUGCCUUUUUCGAAAUGCCUUCCGAGACCCCCAAGCUCGAAGUCAAGGGCGGCUCCGCCACGGACACGUUGGAUACCCUUCUCGAUGCGUCCACCGUGGCACCCGUCAGCGCGUUCACCGACCACGUCUUCGCGGGCAAGUUGGGUGCCGAGGUGUACGGCCCCGCGAAAAAGAAAAAGGCGAAGAAAGCAGCUCCUCAGCCAGGCCCUGCCCCUGCACCGGACGCGAAGGCUAAGCGCAAGACGCUGGUCAAGAGGAACUCUAGCGGCGCCCUGCUUGAGCAAGGAGCCGAAGACAAACCCAAGCGGAAGACGCUUGUCAAGAGGAAUUCCAGCGGUAACCUGCUAGACCCGAACUCGGAAAAGAAGCGGGCAAGUCGCUUCUCGCUUUUCGGCACGAAAUCUGCACACAUCGAAUCGGACGACGACGAUCGGCCGAAGAGCGGUCGGCAUAGCGAACACGACGAUGAUGAUGCCCGGUCCGGAAGCGCGUCACCCGACCAGCUGGCUCCAGACGAGGACGAGGGCACCGAGACAGAGAGCGAGGAAGAAGAACCGGUCUACCAGGGCCCGCCCACAACGCUGCUCGCCGAACUGCAGCUGCGGAAGCAACAGGAUAAGCAGCGCACCCGACCGGUCACUAGUGUGGAGGGAAUGCGCACUACCCUUCUGGAGCUCAACGCGGUCGCCGAAGUGGAGCGCAAGGCGAGGCAUGGCAAGCGGGUCACGCUCGCUUGGGAAGACCCCGCGGCAGUCCAGCAGCGGCAGGAAGAAGAGGACGACGACGACGUGCCCUUGGGCAUGCUCUUCGCCGCCAAGGUCGCAGCUCCCGGCAGUGCGAACCGGUCGACGAUGGACAUCAGCGCGCUCAUGAGCGAGGUCCAUCGCCCCCUCGGCCUGAUGGAGCGCCGCGAGAUGGAGGAGAACGAGCCGCUCAGCCGACGCCGCGACAGGCUGCAGGGAAGGCUGACAGAGCAGCUACCAACAUCGCUGACGGCGCUGCAGAAGCGCAUCAGUCACAUGCCCGGCGCCUCCGCCAUGGGGACGCGGUCCCAGUCCCGCCUCAACCUGCCUCUGCCGCAGGGUGGGGGUGGGGGUUCCCGCGCCGGCUCCAUGGCCGGAUCUCGUCCCGGCUCCGCCGCGGGCAACCCGGGAGAGGAGGUCGAGCCCGAGAUCGAAGGCGAGACCCUCGCCGCACGCAAGGCCCGCCUCGCAGCCGAGAACCCGCUCCCGCGCGCCAGGCCGGUCAGCAGUUCCUUCUCCGCCGAACUGCUCAGGGAAUUCGGUCCCGAAGAGAAGAAGACGGAGGCGGAGGAGGCCGAAAAGAAGGCCAACCAUAAUAGUGCGCACAGCCGGACCACCUCCCGCGAUACCGCCGCCAGCGGCGCCUCGGUCCCCGAGGAGGAAGAGACCCUCGGCCAGCGGCGGCGCCGCCUGCAGCGCGAACGCGAGGCGCGCGAGCGCGAGAUGGCGUUUAGCACCCUCAACCGCGCCGCCACCCCUCUGGGCUUCCAGCCCAACACGGCGGGCACGAUCCGCCCGGUCACUCGGCCCGGCCUCAACCCCUUGACCACGUCCUCGGCCGCUCCAUCGACGAGCUUGUCCCAGGCCCUCAACGGGGUCGGCGGCAGCCGCCCGAUGACCAUGGACCCGCGCGAGCAGGAGCGGUUGCGCCGCGAGGCGGAAGCCGCCCGGCACCAGCGCGAGAUGGAGGCCAAGAUGGCGGCGCUCAGGGCGCAGAUGCCGACGACUCUGGCAACACCCACGGCGGGCGCCCGCUCGGGUGGCUUCAUGGGGGGCAUGUUCAACAACGGUGGCGCCGGGGCGCGACACUCGGCACUGGGGAUGCAGCCGCCACCGACGGCGCAGUAUCAGCAGCAGAGGACGAGCACGCUGCUCGGCGCGCAGGGUAUGGCGGGCAUGCCCAUGGGUAUGUACGGCGGGUCGACGCCGAAUCUGGGGGUGUAUCCGAACGGUGUGGCCCCGAGUCUGAGCAUGAACGCGCUGCCGCUGUCCGGAGCCUCGCCGGGGUACGGCAUGCCCGUGGGCGCUGGUGGUGGCCAGGGGGGGCAUAUGGAUAUGGUUGAACGAUGGAGACAGAGCGUCAUGCCUUGAUUCUAGGCGGUCGGAGAGAAGAUGGUCACACCGGUCCCUGGGCGAAAUACAGGAAGCUGGCGGGCAUGUCAUAAACUCAUAAACUGGUGUGUUGGGGGGGCG
Messenger RNA from Thermothelomyces thermophilus ATCC 42464, 4813 nucleotides. RefSeq lists its product as uncharacterized. The transcript has a single exon. Bases 176 to 4711 code for a protein of 1511 amino acids. The record is from RefSeq and is a predicted model, not a curated record. NCBI's taxonomy places the organism in Eukaryota, Fungi, Ascomycota, Sordariomycetes, Sordariales, Chaetomiaceae.